UGGGGUCGCUGCUGAGAGGAGCUAGGGGUCCAAAAUGCUGGCUAACAGCAGGCUAGCAGAGUUAGCUUCCUUGGUUGACCUGAUAGACUGUGGUUGACAUAGGCUAAGUGAGCUGGAAGUAAAAACCGCUAAACCGUCUAUUUCAGAUUUGGAUCCAAACCAAACAGAGGAUGUCGAGUGAGGACGUGGAGCGGCUGUUGAUCCAGUUUCAGGACGAGGAGGGGGAAGUUCUGGGUUCACCUUUUGAUGUGCCCCUCGACAUCACCCCGGACAAACUGCAACUGGUCUGCAAUGCGCUGCUGCAGAAGGAAGAGCCAGUGCCACUGGCAUUUUUUGUGCGUGGAGAGGCUGAGGUGGUGUCUAGUCUGGGGUCUUGUGUGAAGGCUCUUGGGGUCGAGACAGAGCAAGUUCUGCCAGUGGUGUACCAGCCUCAGGCCGUGUUCAGGGUUCGAGCUGUGGCCCGCUGUACCAGCACACUGCAGGGACACACAGAGGCUGUCAUCUCAACUGCUUUCAGCCCCACCGGCAAAUAUCUGGCCAGCGGUUCAGGUGAUACCACAGUGCGGUUUUGGGACUUGACGACUGAGACGCCUCACCACACUGCCAGAGGACACACACAUUGGGUACUGAGCAUCGCCUGGUCACCUGAUGGCAAGAAGCUGGCUUCAGGGUGCAAGAACAGUCAGAUCUGUCUGUGGGAUCCUGUGACAGGGGCACAGAUGGGGAAGACUUUGACAGGACACACCAAGUGGAUCACAUGGCUCUGCUGGGAACCUCUCCAUCUUAACCCAGAGUGUCGGUAUUUAGCCAGUAGCUCAAAGGACGGCUCAAUAAGGGUCUGGGACACUGUGUUGGGGCGAUGUGAGAAGAUCCUGACUGGACACACUCAGUCAGUCACCUGUGUGAAGUGGGGAGGAGAUGGACUUCUAUACACUUCUUCCCAGGACAGAACGGUCAAAGUCUGGAGAGCCAAAGAUGGUGUCCAGUGCAGGACUCUGCAGGGUCACGCCCACUGGGUGAACACCUUGGCUCUCAGCACAGACUACGUUCUGCGCACUGGAGCUUUUGAACCCGCAACUGCCACUAUCAACCCCCAGGACCUCAGUGGAUCAUUGGAGGAACUGAAGAAUCAAGCUCUGCAGAGAUAUAAUAAAGUUAGGGGUUCAGCUCCAGAGCGCUUGGUGUCUGGCUCAGAUGAUUUCACCUUGUUCCUGUGGAACCCUGCAGAAGACAAGAAGCCUCUGGCCAGGAUGACUGGCCACAGCGCUCUGGUCAACGAGGUGCUUUUCUCCCCAGACACCAGGCUCCUCGCCUCUGCCUCAUUCGAUAAGUCCAUUAAAAUCUGGGAUGGACGCACUGGAAAGUACUUAAUGUCCCUGCGUGGCCAUGUGGCGUCCGUGUAUCAAGUGGCGUGGUCUGCAGACAGCAGGCUGCUGGUCAGUGGCAGCAGCGACAGCACACUUAAAGUCUGGGACAUCAAGACCGGGAAGCUUAACAUGGACCUACCUGGCCACGCUGAUGAGGUUUAUGCGGUAGACUGGAGUCCCGAUGGACAAAGAGUAGCCAGUGGCGGGAAAGACAAGUGUCUCAGAAUAUGGAGAAGAUAGCCACAACUGUCUCCCACUCUCCUAACUUCGACAGAUAAUUUCACAUCUUCUGCUGCCAAGAAGCCUGACAGCUGGAGCGAGGGAGGCUCCAUUUGGCUUAAUUACAGUCAACAAUGGUGUCGUGUCAAGGAAGUCUUGGUCCUGUAAUGAUGCAAAUGCCCUCUUAAGGUUGGAAACACGUGGGAAUAUUAACAAUGUAACACUGUAAAAGUGUUUAGCUGAGUUCAUGCACAUAUUGUUUUGUACACAUUGGGGCCCCGACGUGUAAAGAACAUAUAAAUUCAAAGCCUUGUUAUAGUUCCACGCCCACAUUCAGAAACCACAAACAAGGUUAUUUAUUUAAAAAUGAAUACAUAACCUACUGCUUUAAAUUCUGAUUACCGAAUAUAUUCUGAAGAAAUAAAAUGAGAUGCACAGGAUUUAUGCAGCACAUAAGGAAAACUGAUGCAUUUCUCAGCAGGAGUGUCCCCUUCCUUACCUUAAGCCUUACAAGAUGAACUAUAAACUGUAGGUGACAGGUGGACCGGCGAGGCAACAGGUGGGAGCGCUAAUACCUUCCUCUGUGAUGUUAAUGCCGACUGCGCUCGCCCUGCUCCUUCAGCCUUUAAUCUUCUCUGUCCUGCAAAUCAGUAAAGCUUCGACCUGCUGAUUUUUCUUUUCGCUGCUGCAGGGAAGCAAAGUGUCACCAGAACUCUCAGAUCCCACUGUGGAAAUAACCAGGUUCAUCAUUUAAAAUAACCGUUUUUUAUUUUCUGUAUAUAACUGGCUUUGUGAAUAUUUAAUAUGAAUAAAUAUUUACAGCACAAUUUUUAUCUUGUCAAGCCAAACCAGAUAAACUGUAUUUUACAUGACGUGCCUGAUAUCAAUUUAUACUCUUCCAUUUAGUUUAAUAAUAGAUUCUAUUAUCUAUUGUCACUGUACAGAUAAAUGUUUUUGUACUGGUUGUAAUACUUCAGAAAUGCUGCCGGUAAAUCUUUAUUUGCAUCCAGUACAGAUACAUAAAAUUUUGACUUUUAAACUGUCCACUGAUGUCAUGUUACUAGACAUUUGCUAGAGCUAAAAUUUACUUGGCGGGAACUUUGAAGUCAGUGUGAGGGAUAAGAUAAAGGCCUGCCUCUGCCGUCCCCCUUACAGCUGACAUUAGGUGCCUCUUCAGUGAGCCAUCAUGGUUGUAAGUAAUAAGAAUAUUUCCUGUUGAUUACAAGAAGAGGGAAGAAAUAAACGUUGUCCCUUCUCUAAAGUCA
This is a messenger RNA of Morone saxatilis (striped sea-bass), 2851 nucleotides long. It is a transcript of the gene nle1, whose product is annotated as notchless homolog 1 (Drosophila). Gene Ontology annotation, cellular component: nucleolus. Gene Ontology annotation, biological process: Notch signaling pathway; ribosomal large subunit assembly. NCBI's taxonomy places the organism in Eukaryota, Metazoa, Chordata, Actinopteri, Moronidae. Gene Ontology annotation, molecular function: protein binding. The transcript is spliced from 13 exons. The record is from RefSeq and is a predicted model, not a curated record. The coding region runs from base 171 to 1607 and encodes 478 amino acids.